Messenger RNA from Rotaria sordida, 612 nucleotides. The record is from the annotation of a GenBank genome assembly. NCBI's taxonomy places the organism in Eukaryota, Metazoa, Rotifera, Eurotatoria, Philodinida, Philodinidae.
AUGAAAAUUAUUCCUUUGAAAAUAAGCCAAGGUGUACCAUCUACUCUUCUUUGUCGGCCUCCAAUGACCGAGAGUUAUUUAACUACAGAUAUUAUUGUUAUUAUUGUUCUAGUCGUCGUAUUAAUUUUAAUUGGUGCAUGUGCGUUUUUUACACAUUUUUAUUGGACAAAAAUUGGUGUUGCUGAAAUAUGGAAUACAGCAAAAUGGAGUUCAAUGCGUAGUUCAUUUUAUAAAUCAAUGCGUCGUUUUAGUCGAGCAAGUAGUAAUAAAUUUGAUUCUGAAAGACCAUUUUCUGCCCAAUCCGUUUAUUCGGAAGAUCCAGAUGGUAGUGCAUUACCAGCUCCAUUACGAAAUAAAAAAUCAAAUCCUGUUACUCCUUCGAAUAUUCAAUCAUCUUCAACAUUACAAACUCAGCCAAAAUCUAAUACUACACGUCGAAAAUCAAGUAAUCAAGUAGAACCGGUUCCUAUCGUAUCAUAUCAUAAAUCUGAAAAAACAAAUAAUGCAACUAAAACAGGACAACCCUCCGAAAAUGCCAAAAUUCAUAAUGCUCACGAAAACGAUGAUAGAUACCAUGAUGGAUCUAUUAUUAUUGAAACAAAUCGUUUUUAA